Paramecium tetraurelia is the source of this 1107-nucleotide messenger RNA. RefSeq lists its product as uncharacterized. NCBI's taxonomy places the organism in Eukaryota, Ciliophora, Oligohymenophorea, Peniculida, Parameciidae. The record is from RefSeq and is a predicted model, not a curated record. The transcript is spliced from 2 exons.
AUGAGUUCGGAUGUUAUUAAGAGGAGAUCUAGAGGGAAAGAAAAUUUGUCAUUUAAUAGGAAUUCCUCUAAGUUGAAUUCUAUCACUUAAGUUAUUGAGAAAUCAUAACAAUUUCAGAAUCUCAAAUUAACACUGGGAGAAUAUUGGGGAUAAGUCAAAUUAAAUAAGGCAAAUGGAAUAGGGUCAUGUCAUUUCAAUACAGGAGGAUUUUAUUAUGGAGAAUGGAAAAAUAAUGUAAUGAAUGGAGUGGGAAUAUACUUUUUUAAUGUUGGCGGAUACAUCAAGGGCGAGUUCUAUGAUGGAAAAGCCAAUGGAUAUUGUGAAUUAUGUUAUCAAAAUGGAUAGUUAUAUUUGGGAACCUUUAAGGAAGGUAAACAAUAAGGAUUAGGACUCAAAACAAGUAGAAGAGGGAAAGAAGUUGUCUAAUAUAAGGAUGGAAUUCGAGUAAAUGUUACUGAAGAACAAACUUAAUAGGAAGAUAUUAAUUAGUUAUUGAAAACUUAAUUGCCAUAAAUAUACUCUCAUAAUGACAGAACUGUGUAUGGAUUGUAAUGCGAUUUAACAGGUUUAGGGAUCAUCCAGUAUAAAAAUGGCAGGGUUGAUAUGGGACAAUUUCAGAAUGGUUUCUUAAAUGGAAGGGGAAGAAUAAUCUUCAAAAGUGGAGAUAUUUAUGAUGGAUAAUUGCAAAAUGGACAUUUUUAAGGUUAAGGAUUCUACUUAAAUUACAAUUCUAAAUAAAUGACAGAGGGGAUUUUUGAGAAGAACUAAAUAGUGUCUAUUCUAAAUUAGUUCAUUCAAUAUCCUCCUAAAGGAAAUGAUGAAUAAUGUAUUGUUGAUCAAAGAAUCAUUAUCAAAAAUGUACAUCUCAAGACUCGAGGAGUCAAUGCGGAUUCUCAAUAUAAUUCUGGGUAAAAGACUACCAAAGUAAAUAAAAUAUAAAAUUUGAUUCAACAAAUGCUUAAUCCAAUUAAAAAUAGUAUCAAUAGUGAAAGUGGUUAACAUGAAGUUGUCUUGGACAAUCUAUUAUCUAGAGUGUAGUCACCUUAGUAAAGAAAGAAUCUGGAGUAGAUCAUUAAUUAAGUUACAUCACCCUAAAGAAUAAGAUGA